GUCGGACGUAUUUUGUAGUAACACCCUUUCAAAAUGACUUCCAAAACAGACACAACAUGCAAAAUAUUUUCUUUUCAAGACUACAAAUCCUCUCCCGAUCCGAUUUUCGAGAUUUCUGCCGAAUGCUUACAACCAUCACCAGUUCCGAUAAUAAUAGAUAACGGCUCUUUUCAAACAAGGGCCGGUUGGGCAUGCAAAGGGGACGAACUAGGCGCACCGCGGCUUCUGUUCAAGUCCGUGGCGGCGAGGAGCAGAGGGGCAGCGCGAAGUGAAACCCAAAUCGGCAAUGACAUUUCUAACCUCGAGCCGGUGCGAUGGCUCCUGAAAAGCCAGUUUGACCGAAAUGUGGUUGUAAACUUCGAGAUACAGGAACUGAUGUUCGAUUACAUAUUCAGCCACCUCGGAGUUGUGACUGAGGGCAGUGUUGAACAUCCUAUAGUGCUCACAGAGGCGCCCUGCAACCCGCUGCACAGUCGCCAGAUGAUGUCAGAGCUGCUCUUUGAGUGCUACAGAGUUCCUCAUGUGUCCUAUGGCGUAGACUGCCUGUACAGCCUCUACUACAACAAUGCUCUCAGCAACCUCACACCCCAAAACACCGGCAUUGUCCUCUCCUCUGGCUACCACUGCUCUCACAUCCUACCCGUUAUCAAUGGAAGGCUGGAUGCAGGGAACUGUAAGCGUGUGAAUGUGGGCGGGAGCCAGGCGGCCUCGUAUCUCCAGCGUCUGCUCCAGCUGAAGUACCCUGGUCACCUGGCUGCCGUCACCCUCAGCCGCAUGGAGGAGCUGCUCCACGAACACAGCUACACAGCCACAGACUACCACCAAGAGCUGGAGAAGUGGCGCAGUGUAGAGUUCUAUGAGCAGGAGGUGCACCGCAUGCAGCUGCCCUUCUCUGCCAAGGGGCUGGGCGGCGUGGUGAGUGUGGAGGAGAGGCAGGAGAGACGCACCCAGCAGCUGCGCAGGCUACAGGAGAUCAACGCCCGGCGCAGGGAGGAGAAGCUACAGCAGGACCAAGAGCGGUUGGAUAAACUACUGACAGUGCAGGAGCUGUUGGAGGACGGCUACCUGGAGCAGUUCCAUAAGAACCUGGUACAGCUGAAUAUGGACUCUGCUGAGGAGCUGCAGUCCUACAUCAACAAGCUGAGCCUGGUGGUGGAGCAGGGCAGGCAGCGGCUCUUACAGGCCUCAGAAAUGGAGCAGCCAAUGGAUGAAGGGGACGGGGUGACAGAGAUGGAUCCGGACUUCAGUGAGGAAAACACAGAGACAGAAAAGCCUGUGCAGCCGGUGUUUAACAUGGCAGAGUACCAUCAGCUGUUUGUGGGCACGGAGCGCCUGCGAGUCUCAGAGAUCCUCUUCCAGCCGUCGCUGAUAGGAGAAGACCAGAUGGGCAUGAUGGAGACGCUGCAGUAUGUCUUAGCCGGGUAUACUCCUGAGCAGCAGGAGGCACUGGCCCGUAAUGUGUUCCUGACGGGAGGGAACCUACAGUAUCCAGGUAUGAAGGAGAGGAUAGAGAGAGAGCUGCUGGCCAUGAGGCCCUUCCAGUCGCACUUCCAGGUGAUGAUGGCGUCGCGGCCUGCGGUGGAUGCCUGGUACGGGGCUCGGGACUGGGCCUUGGAGCACCCCCCUGGCGGGGAGGGCUGGAUCAGCCGGCAGGACUAUGAGGAGAAGGGCGGUGAGUAUCUGAGCGAGCACUGUGCCUCCAACGUCUUCAUCCCUAUGAAGAUCGCCAAACCAGUCCCACGCCUUGCUGAACCUCUGUUAGUGCCCAUUACCACGAUGACAGCAGCUUCCCCCGACAGUGUUUCAGCCUCUCCGUCAACCUUCACCUUGGCACCGACCCAAACUUGAACUCCUCCACUUUCUCUCAUGAGUACUUAUGGGAAAGAGCAUAACUAGGUGGGUGCAUCUCACUGUAUAUAUCAUGGUGCUGUGCAUUUUGGGAUUUCAAAUUAGCACAGAUGAUGAUGGACCAAUGGACCACUCAUGUUGAAUGGUUACAACUUUAGACCGGUCUGAAGGCAUUGGGCUGUUUGGUUGUGUUAGUCCUUUUUAUACUUCAUCACAUACAUGAUUUUGUUUUCUUACCUGUGGAGUUUUUAUAAUACAAUCAAGCUAUGUUUCAGAUUCAGUCAAGGAUAUGUUGUCAACCAAACACCUAGAUACCACAAGCUGGCAUUUGCUGUCAUAUUACAAUAAAAACAUACUUUAUGUAUAAGACUGUCAAGUUCCUCUUUGUUGUAUGCUGUAUCUAGAAGAGCGAAAUCCAUAUCCACAUGAGUAUUACUGCAGUACACUAUUGUGCCACAGGGUGGUGUUAGUCUACAGUACAGUAGAUCCCCCCCCCCACACACACACACACCUUUGACCAAACAACUGAAUGCUCAGCCAAUACAAGCUCUUCAGCAGCUUGUAAAGCACCAUUGGCCGCAUUACUGGGAUGUAGGAACAUCCCCUUUUUUACAGAUGUUUUGUUAUAGAGAUACACAUAGAGUUAGAUCUCUAUUGUAGUAUUGCCACACUGUGUCCUCUUAGAUAUAUAGUGCCUUCAGGAAGUAUUCGUAGCCCUUGACUUAUUCCACAUUUAGUUGUUAGCCUGAAUUUAAAAUGUAUUUAAAAAAAUUCACCCAACUACACACAAUACCCCAUAAUGACAAAGUGAAAACGUGUUUUUAGAAAUGUAUUGAAAAUGAAAUGCAGAUAUCUAAUUUACAUAAGUAUUCACAGCCCCGAGUCAAUACUUUGUAGAAGCACCUUUGCCAGCGAUUACAGCUGUGAGUCUUUCUGGGUAAGUCUUUAAGAACUUUCGAAACCUGGAUUGUGCAACAUUUGCCCAUUAAUCUUUUCAAAAUUCUUCAAGCGCUGUCAAAUUGAUUGUUGAAUCAUUGCUAGACAACCAUUUUCAGGUCUUGCCAUAGAUUUUAAAGUAGAUUUAAGUCAAAACUGUAACUUGGCCACUCAGGAACAUGUUUUCUGGUAAGCAAUUCCAGUUUAUAUGUGGCCUUGUGUUUUAAGUUAUUGUCCUGCUGAGAGGUGCAUUCAUCUCCCAGUGUCUGGUGGAAGGCAGACUGAACCAGGUUUUCCUCUAGGAUUUUGCCUAUGCUUAGCUCCAUUCCAUUUAUUUUUUUAAUGAUGAAAAACUCCCCAGUCCUUCACGAUUACAUGCAUACCCAUAACAUGAUGCAGCCACUACUCUGCUUGAAAUUAUGGAGAGUGGUGCUCAGUAAUGUGUUGUAUUAGAUCUACCCCCAACAUAACACCUUGUAUUCAGAAUAAAAAGAAUAAAAAGUUAAUUGCUUUGCCACAUUCUUUGCAGUAUUACUUUAGUGCCUUGUUGCAAACAGGAUGCAUGUUUUGGAACAUUGUUAUUCUGUACAGGCUUCCUUCUUUUCACUCUGUCAUUUAUGUUAGUAGUGUGGUGCAACUACAAUGUUGUUGAUUCAUCCUCAGUUUUCUCCUUUCAUAGCCAUUAAACUUUGUAACUGUUUUAAGUCA
Molecule: messenger RNA, 3492 nt
Organism: Oncorhynchus masou masou (cherry salmon)
Lineage: Eukaryota; Metazoa; Chordata; Actinopteri; Salmoniformes; Salmonidae
Gene: actr5
Product: actin related protein 5
Exons: 9
Coding region: 34-1848 (604 amino acids)
Biological process (GO): regulation of DNA-templated transcription
Cellular component (GO): cytoplasm; Ino80 complex
Source: RefSeq, a predicted model, not a curated record